AUCGUAGCGUCAAACAAAAACUAGGAUCUAUGGAAGAAUAUAACGAGGAUGAUAUCGAUAUAGCAACAUAUUUUGAGGAAACUUCUCACUCUGAAGCUCACAUACAGCAUUUUGCUAAACAUAAAGGGUUUAAGGUACGACUUGGGCGUUUGAAAACAGUAAAUACUGCAGAAAAUGAAAAGGCAACUCGAAAAUGGACUAUUCUUUGCAAGCACUCAGGUUUAUUUAAACCAAAAGAUAGUGCAUGGCAAAGUACUUUAACCCAUAUAAUGUGUCCAUGGCAUAUUAACCUUUCAUGUCCUUUAAAAGAUAAUCCUGGUUUUCGCAUAAUUGUUACCACCUUUAAUGAUAAUCAUAACCAUGAUUUAUCUUAUGAAGCAAUACAAUUUGAAAAAAAACAGUUUACUGAAGAAAUGUGGCAAGAAGUUGAAUUUCUGGUUACUAAGUGCCAGCUUGGCGCAACCAUAGUGUGA
This is a messenger RNA of Cetraspora pellucida, 473 nucleotides long. NCBI's taxonomy places the organism in Eukaryota, Fungi, Glomeromycota, Glomeromycetes, Diversisporales, Gigasporaceae. The record is from the annotation of a GenBank genome assembly.